AUGAACGACGUCUCGGCCCUGGUUGCAGCGAUCGGCUUCGGAGGGCCCGCCUUUGUGGACUGGGCGCACGAUGCGCUCGACGAGCGGGCGCAGGUCACGAAGACACGGAGCUUUCGCAGCUUCCGCACUCCAGUCAGAGAAGCUCCGCCGACGACUAGGCACCUGUUGGACUGGAUCGAUGCCAACUGUUGGCCCAUCGGGGUGGCCAUGGUGUGUUUUGCGCCCCGAGCGCGCAGGCGCACCUUGCGGCUGCAGCAGCGGCACCGGCUGCAGCUGCAGCUCAUCAGCGCGGCGGAGGAGACCGGCCUAGGCCGGAGCCUGAUACGCUUUGCGCUGCCCACCAUCCCUGAGGAGUCUUCUUCUGUGGGGUCCUCCUCGUUGCAGCCUUCGCCCCGCAUCGAGGUAGACGCAGGCACAAUGGGCUGCGCAUGGCUGGAGGACACGCGCUUCCCGGCGGCUGAGUCGGUCUUGCGCAAGCUGCCUCCUUCGCCGACGCCGCCGAAUUCUCCCACGGCACAAGGAGUGGCAUGGGACGCUUUUGGCUUGCAGACCCUGCCGGAGGAGAGCGCGGUGGUUACAGAUCCUGGCAUCCAGCAGGACUGGCCUCAGGAGCCUUCAAAGGAAGUGCGCCAAGAGCCAGCACCGAGAUCUCCAGACAAGGCACCGCCCCAGGCAGCGCGCGAAACUCCCGUGCGCAGCCAGGCGCAGCGGCAGCAAUGUCAGCAGAAGGAAUCGAAGACGCCCGGGGCCCAGCGCAGGCCGGAGCCGUUCCGCGCCGCAGAGCUGGUCCCCUUCUUCGAGGAGCCCGCGCCCCUGGUGCGGCGCCUGCUGGACGAGGAGGUGGACGUGGACCCCUGGGAAGCGUUCUUCCUGGACCAGUCGGAAGACAAGCCCAUGCUUCACCGUCUGGCGGCGCGCUUCACCUACCAGCGCACUUGGCGGAAUAUCAAGCUGAUACCGCCGGUGUCUCCAACGCCCAGUGCCUCGCCCUUCUUCUCGCCCUCGUCCUCGCCAAGGUGCGGGUCAGCCAGCAGGGAGUCCACCACCAUCACGGACCAAGAGCAGGAGUCCUUGCCCCGCGCCUGGCCGCUGGGCAGACUCCUGUACCUGGAGCGGCGGGGCAGCGUCUUCUACCGCUACGACUCGGUGCUGGGGGGUCUGAUCGUGGCGGGCUUGGGGGCGCUGGUGCAAUACUCCCGAGACCACGGCUGGGAGCUGUAUGCCCCGGAGAUCCAGCACCACUACGGCUUCCAGGCCCUGGGCGCGGGGGUGACCUUCGCCAUCGUCUUCCGGACGCAGCUGGCCUGGAACAGGUACUGGGAGGCGGUGACGCAGCUGCACUUCAUGUACAGCAAGUUCGCGGACGCCUUCUCGCAGUUCUACGCCUUUUCCGAGGUCACCAUCCGGGCAGCCCAGCGGAAAGGCGACGAGGACAAGAUGGAGGACAUGCAGGAGAAGCAGCGCCGGCUUAAGUCCAACUUUGCGCUGCUCAGCAUGCUUGCUGCCGAUCGCCUUUCCAACGGCGACAACCAGCGAAUGGAAGAGGUACACUCGCACCGAGUCCGAUCACGCUCGGCGAUGAGAGUGGACAAGGAGUGGAAGGGCUUUACUUUGCCCAGCAUCGUGGAGAGGAAGGACUUUAACCGCGCACAGAUUGAUGACAAGGUCUUUGUGGUCUUCGAGAAGCCUACCCAGGAACAGCUGCGAGUCCUCUCUCGAACCUAUGACACGGUGUCCACGGUGAUGUAUUGGAUCAUCUGGGACCUGGCGGACGCCACCUCAGAGCUCUCGGUGGCGCCGCCCAUCCAGUCCAGGAUGUAUCAGGAGCUGUCGAACGGCAUGCUGGGGUUCUACAACUGCCUGAAGAUUGCAGAUGUGCCUUUUCCCUUGCCCUAUGCCCAGCUAUUGGGGCUACUGCUUAUCGCAUUCUCCUGCCUCAUUCCCUUCUAUGUGAUCAUCUUCACGAGCUCUCCGGUGAUCGGCCCGGUGCUGUGCUUCUUUCUCUUCGAGAGCCUCUGGUGCCUGAACGAGGUGGCCAAGGAGUUGGAGAACCCUUUCGGCCAGGACCUGAACGACAUCUCGGUCAUUGACUUCCACGUACGCUUCGUGGACGUGAUCGAGGAUGUGACCCUUGCGGACCAGCAAGCGGUCCUCUGGCCCCACCGACCAGGCUCCAGCACAUGCAAAGAGAUGGUCAUCGGAUGA
Molecule: messenger RNA, 2205 nt
Organism: Effrenium voratum
Lineage: Eukaryota; Dinophyceae; Suessiales; Symbiodiniaceae
Source: the annotation of a GenBank genome assembly